This is a messenger RNA of Lepus europaeus (European hare), 979 nucleotides long. RefSeq names its product Fc epsilon receptor Ig (gene FCER1G). The record is from RefSeq and is a predicted model, not a curated record. NCBI's taxonomy places the organism in Eukaryota, Metazoa, Chordata, Mammalia, Lagomorpha, Leporidae. The coding region runs from base 434 to 691 and encodes 85 amino acids. The transcript is spliced from 5 exons. Gene Ontology annotation, biological process: defense response to bacterium; innate immune response; Fc-gamma receptor signaling pathway. Gene Ontology annotation, cellular component: Fc-epsilon receptor I complex; membrane; external side of plasma membrane. Gene Ontology annotation, molecular function: IgG binding; IgE receptor activity.
GACCCGGGAUAGAGUUCCAGAUUGGAGGAAAGAGGGCUGUGGCGACACCUGAGGGGUCUUCAGGGGCAGCGUACCUAUUCUCCUCUGAACAGGGGUGCAGUGACCGAUGGCGGAGGCCGACCACCUCUGUGCAGCACAAGAGUCUCUCCGGCGCAUGCUUGGGAGGGUUGGUCAGCGAAGGGCUGGGGCUUAAGGGCCCAGAUCUCCCUGCUCCCCGAGUUGGCCCUUCCGGGAGCCGCCCGGUCUCUAGUGCAGGAAGGGGAAGGGGCCGAAGCGCAGGGGAAGGCGUGGCAGGAAGGGGGGAACUCUGUGGUCAGGGAGCCGCUGGCGGAGCACAGCUGCACAGCGUGUCAGAGCGCCUGUCGGGUCAGGCUUGCGGACCCCCAGCCCUGCCUGUCGGGCCAGGCUUGUGCGGACCCCCACCCCUGCCAGGAUGAUUCCUGCAGUAUUCCUGCUCUUGCUCCUUCUGGUUCAACAAGCAGCGGCCCUGGGAGAGCCUCAGCUCUGCUACAUCCUGGACGCCAUCCUGUUUCUGUACGGUAUCAUCCUCACCCUGCUCUACUGUCGGCUCAAGAUCCAGGUGCGCAAGGCAGCCAUAGGCUAUGAGAAAUCAGAAGCCGUUUACACGGGCCUGAGCACCCGGACCCAGGAGACGUAUGAGACUCUGAAGCAUGAGAAACCAGCGCAGUAGCUGCCUUGGUCACGGCCUUCAGCUUCUAGUUCUCACAGCCCCUUGUGGCUGGCACUGCGUAUGCCUCCAUGCGAUUAACACCUGCUGGCCCUACCCUCAUAACAGUGCUGUGCCCCAGAUUAAUGUACAUCAGUGGUUCCCCCUCCCUGUCAAAGACUCAGACGCUACUCAUUGAUGUUUAUAUUCUAGUCUCACUUCCUCGCCCCACCCUUCUCUUCCCAAUCCCCAACUCCCACUUAACCAUGGGAAGGGAGUGUGCCCAAUAAAGCUGCCACGGACUGGGCUGUA